This is a messenger RNA of Helicoverpa armigera (cotton bollworm), 903 nucleotides long. Its product is annotated as NADH-quinone oxidoreductase subunit B 2. Lineage: Eukaryota; Metazoa; Arthropoda; Insecta; Lepidoptera; Noctuidae. Gene Ontology annotation, biological process: mitochondrial respiratory chain complex I assembly; electron transport coupled proton transport; aerobic respiration. The transcript has 5 exons. The record is from RefSeq and is a predicted model, not a curated record. The coding region runs from base 95 to 868 and encodes 257 amino acids. Gene Ontology annotation, molecular function: 4 iron, 4 sulfur cluster binding; NADH dehydrogenase (ubiquinone) activity; quinone binding.
GUCGUCUAUCAACCGUCAGAUGCAUGACUGGAGUCCGGCCGAUCGGUCAGGGAAAUAUUUUGUGACUGAAAUAUAAGUAUCGAGCUACGGAAAUAUGUUUCGUUUCUCUGGACACGUUUUCAGAGAUACUCUGAGAGGCGAACAGAAGACUAUCAAGAGUUUGGCAGUUCCUGCUAAGGAUCAUGUUUGGAGACUAGAUGUGACUCGUAACAUUCGCUUCAACGCCGUUUUGGAAGACUCCAAGUCUAUGUCAUGUGGCGAAAAGGAGGCAGCACCUCCUCCCAAGAAACCAGCUAAGAGCAAAGCUAGGAAGGUCCCCCACGUGUUCCCCCAUCUUGGCAAAGCAUUCAAGAAUGAGGAAGUCCGAAGAUAUUCCCCCUUCCACUUCCCCGGACAGUCAACAAUGGAAUGGGUCAUGGCUCGAUCAGAUGAUAUCCUCAACUGGUGCAGAAGCAACUCCAUGUGGCCGAUAACCUUCGGGCUAGCCUGCUGCGCUCUUGAGAUGAUGCAUUAUGCUGGGCCUAGAUACGACAUGGAUCGUUUCGGCAUGGUGUUCCGCGGAACCCCUCGGCAGACUGACGUCAUCAUCGUGGCAGGAACAGUCACCAACAAGAUGGCGCCUAUUCUCCGCAAGACGUACGAUUUGAUGCCGGACCCUAAGUGGGUGGUGUCUAUGGGCAGCUGCGCCAACGGUGGCGGCUAUUAUCAUUAUACUUAUUCCACGUGCCGAGGGGCUGAUAGGAUUAUACCGGUGGAUAUAUACGUGCCCGGUUGCCCACCAACGGCAGAAGCCCUUCUUUAUUCCAUGCUGCUACUGCAGAAGAAGGUGAAACGCAUGAGGGUCUGUCAGGUCUGGUAUCGCAAUUAGUUGCCGAUAUAUUGUCAAUUAGCGUUGUGUUUAAU